GCGUUGGGACCAGCAGCCGCGGCGCGCCUGCGCAGUGACUACAGUUCAGACAAUCAUGGCGGCUUGUGUCCUUCCUCGGCUCUGGCUCGGGUCAAACCGGAGAGCCGCGGCUUUCUGCGCAUCAAGGAUUUCUGCUGCAUCCUUAAAACUGGUUGGGAAUGAAACUCGGCAACAAUGCAAAAGAAAUCUUUCCCUUCAUGAGUAUCUGAGCAUGGAUUUGCUGAAAGAUGCUGGCAUAAAAAUCCCAAAAGGACUAGUUGCUAGCUCUGCUGAUGAGGCUUUUUGGGCUGCCAAAGAAAUAGGGUCAAAGGAUGUGGUGGUGAAAGCUCAGGUGCUUGCUGGUGGUCGGGGGAAAGGAGAAUUUGAAGGUGGUCUAAAGGGAGGAGUGAAAAUCGUUUACUCCCCAGAGGAAGUUCGAGAUAUUGCUUCAAGGAUGAUUGGAAGAAAAUUAGUCACUAAACAAACUGGAGAGAAAGGAAGGAUAUGCAACAAGGUGUUUAUCUGUGAACGCAGAUAUCCACGAAGGGAAUACUACUUUGCCAUCACAAUGGACAGAUCUUUUCAAGGGCCAGUUCUCAUUGGUAGCAGUCAUGGUGGUGUGAACAUUGAAGAUGUGGCAGCUGAGACACCAGAUGCUAUUAUCAAAGCACCUGUGGAUAUUAUGGAGGGAAUCAAAGGGGAACAGGCUGUCAAGGUUGCACAGCUAAUGGAUUUCCCAGAUUCAUUGAUAGAUGAUGCUGCUGAUGUGAUUGUACGUUUGUAUGAACUCUUUUUGAAAUAUGAUGCUACUUUAAUUGAAAUAAACCCAAUGGUGGAAGACUCGUCAGGCGUGGUUAUGUGCAUGGAUGCAAAGAUCACUUUUGAUUCCAAUGCUGCAUACCGCCAAAAGGAAGUAUUUGACUUGCAAGACUGGAGCCAAGAAGAUGAAAGGGACCAGGAAGCAGCAAAAGCAGACCUUAACUACAUUGGACUGGAUGGCAACAUUGGCUGUUUGGUCAAUGGUGCAGGAUUGGCUAUGGCAACAAUGGAUAUUAUAAAACUUCAUGGUGGUACUCCAGCUAACUUCCUAGAUGUGGGUGGUGGAGCAACAGCCCAGCAGGUUACGCAGGCCUUCAAGCUUAUCACUUCAGACAGAAAGGUUCAGGCGAUCCUGGUGAAUAUAUUUGGUGGGAUUAUGCGUUGUGACAUAAUUGCUCAAGGAAUCAUUACUGCUGUAUCAGAUCUACAUUUAAAAAUUCCCAUUGUUGUUCGAUUGCAAGGUACACGUGUCGAUGAUGCGAAAGCAAUAAUAGCAGCGAGCAGCCUGAAAAUUCUUGCCUGUGAUGACCUGGAUGAUGCUGCACGGAUGGUUGUAAAACUUUCAGAAAUUGUUUCACUGGCCAAAGAAGCACAAGUCAACGUGAAUUUCCAGCUUCCAAUCUAAUCAUGAUACUUCAACCUCAAAGCUGGAGGCUUUAAAGGGGACAGUAAUAGAACACCUAUUUAUUUUUCAUAUGCUUGUGUUUCUUGAAAUGUGUGCUUAAUAAAAGGAAUGUCGUUAGCAGCCUGGGGUUAUUUAUUUAUUUGGAAGGAAAAUAAGCGUGUAAAAACAGGCAACACUCAUUAUUACUGUAUUACGGUUAAAUUAACAUUGAAAUGUCAUAUUAGUUUAUUAAUAUGAAAGAUUCGGAACAACUGCAUAUUCUGCACGAUAUAUCUAUGCCAUGCAGUCACAGUGCAGAUUGCCAAUUGGCCUCUUGCAUUGAACAUUUGUAACAUUUUAAUAUCUACAUGUCAUGUAAAUGUUGAGUGUUUUAUUAAAUCAUCAACGGUAA
This is a messenger RNA of Amblyraja radiata (thorny skate), 1814 nucleotides long. RefSeq names its product succinate--CoA ligase [ADP-forming] subunit beta, mitochondrial-like. The coding region runs from base 56 to 1423 and encodes 455 amino acids. Gene Ontology annotation, cellular component: succinate-CoA ligase complex; mitochondrion. Gene Ontology annotation, molecular function: succinate-CoA ligase (ADP-forming) activity; metal ion binding; ATP binding. Gene Ontology annotation, biological process: succinyl-CoA metabolic process; tricarboxylic acid cycle. The transcript is spliced from 11 exons. Lineage: Eukaryota; Metazoa; Chordata; Chondrichthyes; Rajiformes; Rajidae. The record is from RefSeq and is a predicted model, not a curated record.